Molecule: messenger RNA, 1502 nt
Organism: Paralichthys olivaceus (Japanese flounder)
Lineage: Eukaryota; Metazoa; Chordata; Actinopteri; Pleuronectiformes; Paralichthyidae
Gene: bricd5
Product: BRICHOS domain containing 5
Biological process (GO): regulation of cell population proliferation
Source: RefSeq, a predicted model, not a curated record
CAUCGGCUGGAUUGCAGCAGCAUAUCAACUCUCACCUGAUGAGAGAGACUUUCCCUUUGUCCUUUGUGCGGCCCGGGGCGGGCGGCCAACUCCUCAUGUGAGUGCACGUUAAGAAUAAGAGUGAAUGAAAGGAUGGAUGAUGCUAAAGAGGCACAUUAAGUCAUAUCAGGCAGGAAAGACGAAGGGAAAAAAUGAGGAAAUUGCAGGAAGACAAAAGCGGAUUCAGGGUUUUUUUGUGUGAAGGGACUGGAGAGGUAAAGGAGGAGGAGGUGGUGGUGGGGGAAGAAAAAGGUGGGAGGUCUGACAAAGAGGAGCUGACCAGGUGAACGGAGUCUCAGUCGGCGCUGGUCAUGACCGCAGCUCCAUGUCGAUAGCCACAAGAAGGCAGUGAGGAGCCGUCAAGGGACACAGGAUGGUGACGUGUUGGAAACGAUCAGAAAACCGCCUGGAGGAAACUCAGUGCACGGAUGGGGCUCCGCCUGCAGCCCUUCAGUCCCAUUUCCCACAUAAGGCAUUCUGGGUCAGCCUCUCAGCCUCUCUGCUCUUGCUCGUCAUCACCCUCGGUGUGACGGGGCACCUCGGGCUGUCGCAACCCCACUCUCAGCCUUCACAGAUCGUGAGGGUCUCGGUUCAAGAUCAGACUGGAGUGGUGAUCAAUCAGUCGGCGGUGGUGGACCAGCAGAAUGACCUGGUGACCUUUUCGGUGACCUCGCCGGCAAAUCAGACGUCCACCGUGCUGUUCGAUGUCAAACACGGUUUGAUAUGUUACAAACCAGUGGACCAGGACACCUGCUUCCUGCAAAAGAUGGAGGAGUCUGAUUAUGACAACGUGCACUCCCUCCUUCAUGAGCAAACACACCAGAGUCACUUCCAGCUGUCUGGGAACGAGACACAGAGGCAGACAGAGUUCCUGGGGGUGCUGGCAGCCAGUCAGGUGGAAGUGUCCACUCUCGAGGAGCCUCUGCAGGCGCUGUGUCAUAACAGCUCCGUCCACUGGACCAGGAGGGCAAACGGCCCGGGCAAACAGAGGCUGGUCUACUUCUGCAUCGACAUCUGUUUCCCCAGCAACAUCUGUGUGUCUGUGUGUUUCUACUACCUGCCAGAGUGACUGUACGUGUUCACUUCUUCUCCUCCCAUCAAACAAUCAGGGAAAAGGCAAAGUUGUCUUUUUAGGUUUCCCUCUGCAAGACCGAAAAUUGUAAAAGAACAGAACAAAAGGCAGCUUUGACUGUUUCCUUUGUGCCAUACAGCCGCCGGUAAACCAGUUUCCACCCUUCAGAGAGAGCAAAGACAUGAAGACAGGCUGUCACAGUUAUCGCCGGAGCCCCAUCGUCACCCCCUUCAUGUGAAAUACCCUCUGGUGGCACGCUUCAGAGAUUACAGAAGAAAGAAUCCCUUUUUUUGGUACAUGCCUCCAAUUGUAUUUCCUGUAACCCACUACUGCAGUUGUAUUAUGUGUAGCCAUUCCUGUUGCAGUGUUUUGAUCUGCCUAAUAAAAGAUG